AGAUUAGGUUGGGGGGACAAAGAAUAUGAAGUGCUCUUUUGACCAAGCAAGCAUGCCAAGAUUGUUUAGUAAACAUAGCUACUUGUAAAAUACCAAGAUCUCAACAAUUUAACCAUUACCAUCUAUAUAUCUGGUAGAAAUAAAUCGAAAAAGAGCAAUUUUUGCUCGAUAUCAUGAUGGAUACGGAGGGAAACCUUUCAACAUUCAUCAUAACGCUUUCCAUCAUGCUAUUUUCAUGGAUUUUCAUCCACAGGUUGAAACAGAGGAACUCAAAAGGUCCUAAAACCUGGCCGUUCUUGGGGGCCGCCAUCGAGCAGCUGGUGAAUUACGACAGGAUGCACGAUUGGAUGGUCGAGUAUUUAUCUCAGUCAAGAACUGUAGUCGUGCCAAUGCCGUUCACGACUUAUACUUACAUUGCAGAUCCAGCCAAUGUGGAGCAUGUCCUGAGAACAAACUUCAGUAAUUAUCCAAAAGGCGAAGUUUAUCAUUCAUAUAUGGAAGUCUUGCUGGGAGAUGGAAUUUUCAAUGCAGAUGGGGAGCUCUGGAGGAAACAAAGGAAGACAGCAAGCUUUGAGUUUGCUUCCAAGAAUUUGAGGGAUUUCAGUACUGUGGUUUUCAGGGAAUAUAGCCUUAAGCUCUUUGACAUACUAUGUCAUGCAUCUUACAGCAAUCAGGAAAUAGACAUGCAGGAACUUCUGAUGCGGAUGACUCUUGACUCAAUAUGUAAGGUGGGAUUUGGUGUGGAGAUAGGAACUCUGGUUCCUGAUUUACCAGAUAAUCAAUUUGCAAAGGCCUUUGAUAUGGCAAACACUAUAGUGACGCUCAGAUUUAUUGAUCCUCUAUGGAAAGUGAAGAAAUUUUUCAAUGUGGGAUCAGAGGCCGUGCUUGACCAAAGUAUUAAAACCAUUGAUGAUUUUACAUUCUCUGUCAUCAAAAGGAGGAAAGCUGAGAUAGAAGAAACCGAAGGAAUUAACAAAGAUGAAAAGGUCAAGCACGAUAUAUUGUCGAGAUUCAUUGAGCUUAGCAGAGAUCCCCAGAGCAACAUGACUGACAAAAGCCUCAGAGAUGUAGUUUUAAACUUUGUAAUUGCUGGCCGUGAUACAACUGCAACAACCCUUGCCUGGGCUAUCUACAUGAUAAUGACCCACAAAGAUGUAGCAGACAAACUUUACUCAGAGUUAAAGAGAUUUGAGGAAGAUCGUGCCGAAGAAGAGGGUAUCUCAUUAAUUAAGUAUCACAAAGAGAAUCCAGAAUCAUUUAAUCAGAAAGCAAUGCAAUUUGCAGGACUUUUAGGCUACGACUCAAUAGGGAAAUUAUAUUACCUGCAUGCUGUGAUAACAGAAACACUUCGAUUGUACCCUGCUGUUCCUCAGGACCCGAAAGGCAUCAUACAGGAUGAUGUUUUACCAGAUGGAACCAAAGUAAAGGCUGGAGGGAUGGUGACUUAUGUUCCAUAUGCUAUGGGAAGAAUGGAGUACAAUUGGGGUCCAGAUGCAGCUUCAUUCGACCCUGAGAGAUGGCUGAAAGACGGGAUCUUCCAAAAUUCAUCUCCAUUCAAAUUCACUGCAUUCCAGGCAGGACCAAGGAUAUGCCUGGGGAAGGACUCUGCAUAUCUCCAGAUGAAGAUGGCACUUGCUAUUUUGUGUAGAUUCUACGAAUUCAAGUUGUUGCCAGGGCACCUAGUGGCAUACAGGAUGAUGACGAUUCUCUCAAUGGCACACGGUUUGAAGCUUACAGUUUCGAGACGCCAACAAGAUUCUUAACUUAAACAUAAUAUCGACAGCUGAUGAAAAAUCCAAAGCUUUCAUGGGGAAGCAUAGAGAGACAGGGCCUGGCUUCAUCUCCUUUGAUAAAUUCUGUCAUUGUGUUCUAUUCUUGAUUAAUUUUGCUUAUAAAAUUAUCCGAGGAUUGUACUUAUGUUCAACAAAAA
Sesamum indicum (sesame) is the source of this 1930-nucleotide messenger RNA. RefSeq names its product cytochrome P450, family 704, subfamily B, polypeptide 1 (gene CYP704B1). Lineage: Eukaryota; Viridiplantae; Streptophyta; Magnoliopsida; Lamiales; Pedaliaceae. Gene Ontology annotation, molecular function: monooxygenase activity; heme binding; oxidoreductase activity, acting on paired donors, with incorporation or reduction of molecular oxygen. The record is from RefSeq and is a predicted model, not a curated record.